Rhizoctonia solani is the source of this 2364-nucleotide messenger RNA. Its product is annotated as Retrotransposable element Tf2 protein. Bases 1 to 2364 code for a protein of 787 amino acids. The transcript has a single exon. NCBI's taxonomy places the organism in Eukaryota, Fungi, Basidiomycota, Agaricomycetes, Cantharellales, Ceratobasidiaceae. Gene Ontology annotation, molecular function: nucleic acid binding. Gene Ontology annotation, biological process: DNA integration. The record is from RefSeq and is a predicted model, not a curated record.
AUGACCUUUGGCCUAACCAACGCUCCUGCCGCAUUUCAGCACUUUAUGAACAAGUUAUUUAAGGAUUUGCUUGAUGUAUGCGUCAUCAUCUACCUUGACAACAUCCUGAUCUAUUCCAAGGAUGACGCAUCACAUGCACAACAUGUUCACAAGGUCUUAAGAUGUCUCAUGGAGAAUCAGUUGUUCUGCAAGGCAUCCAAGUGCACUUUCCAUGUUACAUUGGUGGAAUACUUAGGGAUAAUUGUAUCAGAUAAAGGGUUUAGCCUGGAUAAGCUCAAAAUCCAGGCCAUUCAGGAAUGGCCAACCCCAACAAAGGUCAAAGAGGUUCAGUCAUUCUUAGGGUUUGCCAAUUUCCUACACCAGUUUGUUGCCAACUUCAGCCAUAUGGCCAGGCCAUUACAUAACCUGGUCAAAAAAGAUACACUGUGGAAAUGGGGUACAAGGGAGCAAGAAUCAUUCCAAGGCCUGAAGGACGCUAUCACAAAUGCCCCGGUACUCUGUCACGCUGACCCAUCCAAACCCUAUUACCUGGAAACGGACGCAUCCGGCACAGCUUUAGGUUCCAUACUUAGUCAACAACAGGAAGACGGUUGCCUACACCCACUAGGGUUUCUGUUGGAAUCAUUCAAGGGUGCCAAACAAAACUAUGACACCCACAAUAAGGAACUUCUGGCCAUUAUCCGGUCAUUUGAAUAUUGGCGCAUCUUCCUGGAGGGGACCCUACACCCCAUUACUGUGUUCACCAACCACCGGAAUCUGGAGUACUGGAAGGAAUCCCGGACAUUUAACCACCGCCAUGCCAGAUGGCAUCUAUUGUUAGCCGGAUACAACUUCCAGAUUGUAUACCGUCCAGGAAAACAGUCUGGAAAACCUGACACUCUCUCACGCCGCACCAAUCACGCCAACAUUCCCCCUGACAGCCAAACCAUGUUACCUAGCCCUAUCUUUGCCAACGUUGCCCUAGUACUACCAGAAACAGAGCUACAGCACCAAAUAGAAUCAUCCCUGGACCAGGACAAAUCCUUGGAAGAGAUCCUCCAAUUCCUCCAAAACAAAUCCAAGGCACCACCUUCCAUUAAACAAGCAUUCAAGGACUACAAAAUGGAAGCCAGUCUGCUGUUCUACCAGGGAAGGAUUGUGGUACUGGAUGUUGGGACCCUGCAAACGGAGCUUUUACGCAUCUACCAUGACAGCCCCUUGGCAGGCCAUCCUGGAAGGCAAAGAACCCUAGAGCUGAUCUUGCACGUCUACUACUGGCCAGGCAUUUGGGCUGACACCUAUUGGCAUGUGGAUUCCUGCAAAACUUGCCAACAAAUCUGGAAACCAAAGUACUCUUUGAUUCUGCCUCAACCCCUUGAACUCCCUACUAGGCCAUGGCAACAUAUCUCCUACAACAUGAUUGUUGACUUACCAAAGGACAGUAACAAUGAUUCCAUCCUGGUCAUUGUAGACAGCUUCACCAAAUACGUCAUUUUGGUGGAAUGUUCCAAGAAGCUCAAGGCACCGGCACUGGCGGAACUGUUCCUACAACAUGUCUGGAAACGUUAUGGAAUGCCUGAAAAGACAGUAUCAGAUUGUGGAAGGGUCUUCAAUAAUAAGUUCCUCAAGGUGCUGUACCAGCACUUAGGAAUAGACCCCCACUUCUCCUUGGCGUACCACCCCCAAAGCAAUGGCCAGACAGAACAAGUGAACCCCACAGUCAAGCACUUCCUACAAGCUUAUUCAGGGAUCAACCAAAAGGAUUGGGUCAAAUGGUUACCUAUGGUGGAAUUUGCCUACAACAAUGCAGUACACAGCAGCACCAGCAAAUCCCCAUUCAAGGCACUAUACAGAUGGGAACCUUCACUUACCCCAAGUAACGUCCCAAUGGAUGUCCCUGAGGCAGACAACUUAGCCGCCCAAAUGGAAGCACAAUGGAGGGAAAUAGAAGCAGCACUCCAGCAGUCUAAGACACGCAUGACAGCCGGAGAAACAGGAGAACCAUUGGAAUUUGAGAUCAGAGAAGAGGCCUGGUUAGACGCCAAGAAUGUGAAACUUAAGACCCUGAGUCCUAAGCUGACCAAUCAACGCCUAGGACCCUUCAAAAUAACCAAGAAAAUCUCCAAUCAAGCUUACCGGCUGGAAUUACUGCCGUCCAUGAGGAUACACAACAUCUUCUACAUAGGGCUGCUAUCUAAGGUGAAAAGAGACAAGAAACAAGCCUUCAAGAAUUGCCCACCACCAAUCACCGUGGAUGGGGAAGAGGAGUACAAGGUAGAAGGGAUAACGGACGCAGAGGAAAGAGGUGGUAAAUGGUUCUUCCGGGUUAAAUGGAAGGGCUAUGGCCACAAAGAGAAUACAUGGGAACCCCAAGAAAACCUCUAA